AUGUUUGAAUAUAAAGAACAAGCUGAUGAUGAAUCUAUGAUAAUUUCAGAAGCACCUUCAGUAAAGGAUGAUAUUCAAUAUGGUGAAGAUUUUAAAGAAGCAUUACAAAAACUUAAAAGCUUAAAAGAUCUCGAUCCUGAAAAAAUAAACGAACAUGAUGAAUUUUUCAAUGAAUUGAUGUUUAAAAUCGAAGAUAAUGAAUUCAAUGUUGAUCCAUCAGUUUAUGUUAAAACUGAUUUCCUCUCUGACUUAUUACAUAUUCUUGACAGACUAAAAGGUACCGAUCAUGCCCAUGUAAUCCUAGUAAUAACCGAAUUAUCAAAGCACAAAGAAGUCCUAAAUGCUCUCAACAAACCAGAAAUAAUCGAACUCUUAUUUUUUAAUUAUGCAACAUGUGCUGAUAAAGUAAGAAUGGACAACAUCAAAGCAGUCGAAAUCCUUACAAGUUUAGUUCCUCUCAUCCCUGACAAUAUAAAUUAUUUUAAAAUAUAUCCAAUUGAAAAUAUUGAACCAGAACCUCUCUUAGAAAGCCUCACUCCAUUAUAUCUCAAAUUAAUAGAAUGCAAUCCAGAGACGGAGUAUUUUCGGCCAGUAAUUCAGCUAAUUUACAUCAAGAACGUACCUGUAAGUUACAUGCCUAUGUUUUCGAUGUUCAAAAGCGUUCUUACUGCUCGUCCAGAAGAAAUUAACUUCCUUUGCCAACUGAAAAUU
Molecule: messenger RNA, 711 nt
Organism: Trichomonas vaginalis G3
Lineage: Eukaryota; Parabasalia; Trichomonadida; Trichomonadidae
Exons: 1
Source: RefSeq, a predicted model, not a curated record